ACCUAUUAUGGCCUUCACCUGUUUCAUUGAGAAAAGCAACGAUCAGAAAAUGGAACCCGAGGAAGACAGCGACGAAAAACAAGUACUUCUUUUGACCCAACUGCCAGAAGAAAUCAUAGAGAAGAUUUUGUCACUUCUAACUUAUAACGAUUUGGCGGAAAUACGCGGUGCCUGUCAGAUCUUCAACAAACUCUGUGAACAACUUUUAAAUAGUGGAUUCUCAAAGGUGGACAAACUUCAUUCUCAAAUACAGAAGAGAGUCAAAAGUCAGCUGCCAAGGCGUGAAUCUGAGAGGCGUAAUCAUCCUCUGGCUCGGCAUGUCGAUAUCCUGUCAGCGAUUGAGACUAGGCUGUCCUUAUUAGGAAUGACAUACAUGAGAUAUAUGGACAUGGGUCUUUGCUGUUUUAUUCCUGGGAAGGUUCUGGAUGAACUUUUCAGGAUUCUAAAUACACUUAAGUACCCUCAACAACCUCCAAGGGCCCAUGAAUUCCUCCAAGAACUUAGAGAUAUUUCUUCUAUGGCUAUGGAGCAUUUUGAGGAAAAGAUUGCUCCAUCACUAAAGACCAAAAUGCCAGCUGUCACUCUUCCUUAUCCCUUCACUGACUGUGCCAGUAGGGAACAGAGUCCAGGCCCAUCUUUGAAAGUUGUUGCAUUGAAUGAUGGAGGAACAUUAAGAGGACAUUCAAUGAAGCAAGAAAUUUCAAGAUUAUCAAACCAAGUAAGAGGACUUCAGGCCAACUUACAACAGCAGAAAAAAGAGCUUUCUGAGAACAAGGCUCGUUAUGUUGAACAACGCAAGAAAGUAUUGGAGUAUGAGAGAAAGAUUCAUAUGCAGAGCAAAACUGUCACAGAACUUGGACAGAAAAUACAGAGUCAGCACACCGUAAUAUCGGAACAGAGCCAGACAAUAAGCGAUCUCAGUAAAAAAAUCUUAGAGUUUGAUCAGAAAUUUGCUGAUGUGUACUCUGAACUGAGUCGAAUCAAAGGUGACAGCGACACCUGUUUGAGUUCACAAUCAUCAACUUCUUCAAUUAUUGCAUGCUCAAGUAAUAGUCUUGAUGAUUUGGGAUUGGAGAGUAGAGAAAAAAGGGACUCACUUAAAAGGAAAUCUAUACGAGGGGGGACUGAGCAAUUAAAAAAACAGAGAAAAAUAUAAGUUAAUUUAUGCUGGCUUACACUGAUGUAUAAUUUCACAAUGUUAAAAUUACUGAAACCUUGUAAUGGUAUGAAAAAUACUCUGAAGCCAGAUUUUUAGGUCAUCUGAGUCACUCCCAUCUGUCUUACAAUGUAAUUAUGUCCAUCAGAAGUAAUUUGUUGAAAUUUUUUUUAGCUUCUUCUCUGAAAUGCAUGAACACAUCUUUGCCAGUAUAUAGUAUCUUUGGGAAAAGGGAAACAGAAAUGUUGAAUUUCAAGAUCCCUGCACCCCAAGGCCUGAGUUGUAGGGCCUUAUAUAUUAAUAGAAAUAUUGCAAUCUUCAAAAAUCUUUCAUUCUAAUGAACAUCUAGCAAGCAAACUCUUCAGCCCACUUCCAAAAUUUUUAAAUUCCAUACCCCUAGUCUACACCUUAGGCUAAGUUGAUCAUAUGCAUAUAUAUAUGUAUAUUGAAAAUGUAUCAUAUCUAAGAAGUUUCUGCAAGCAGUGUGAAUCACUAAAAUUCAAAUUAAAAAAAAAAUUUGCAAGAUCUGCAGAGGAUCAUCACUCACUAAUAUUUUGUCAACUUGAUGCAGUAUGAUACAUGUAUGUGAGGUUAAAGAAGGCUGACUGUGGAUAUACACAUGUAAUACCAAGAACAGAUUUAUCAUCCAUUAUCUGUGAAAAGAUGAUGUAAACAUACUUAUGUUAGUUGUAAUCAUAUUUUAGCCCUUUUCCUGCUGCUUUCUUGUCCACAUACGAUUAUACUAAUCAAUUGAUGAGGAAGAUUGCCCUAAGUUUUGAGUGCAUUCAUUAAUUUAUGUAUGUUAAUAGUAAUUGGUUUAAAGUCUGUUUUCACAACUUUGACUUCCUUUCAAAUCUUUUGCAGAGGUAAAUUAAGACAUGUGACACUAAUUACACAAACAUAGACAAUGUACAAACUGUUUGACUAAUUCACAAAAUUUUAAAAAUUUGUAGACUUCAAUGCUGCGAUAAAUACCCAGUAGUUAAAUUAUCUUUGUAUAUUAAUUUUCAGAUUGAAUUGUUGUGUUGUAUGGUAACCUAUGUAUUCCAUUAUUAUUAUUGUUUAAGUAUAGUGCCACUAGAACACUGGGAUAUGUGGGAUUAGCCAUAAAGGAACCUUUGUUGUUAAAUUUAUCAUUAUUGUUUUCACACUUAGUGCCAACAUUUUGCAAGUACUUCCCUUAUUCAUUACUUAAAUAUGUGACUAAAAUAAAGCAUUGUGAUACAAGAUAUGUAAUGGACUACUUUCAAAGCUUGAUAUUUGCAUAUCUUAAAUACAUUGAAAGACUUUUCGUUGCUUGAAUAGAAUAGUAUAUUUUGAUUCAAAUACAUGAACAUAUUUUCAGAUUGAAUAUGUACACUAAAAUUUGAAAAUUAUGUAAAAGAAUUUGGGUUCUUAAGGUUGGCUUUUUUAGUAGGAAAUGCACAUUUGGUAUUAGGUAGAACAGUUAACAUUUAAUUCUCCAACCAAUCACUAGUCAGCUAUUCAGAUUGUAUAUACUGUAUAAGAAGUUAUCACCUGAUAAAAGGUGUGCUUCAUGGGAUUUUGUCCUGCUAGGAUAGUAGCUCACCUGAUCCGAAGGCUCAAGUGAGCUUUUCUGAUCACAUUUUGUCCGUCGUCCGUCCGUCUGUCUGUCUGUCUGUCCGUCCGUCUGUAAACUUUUCACAUUUUUGACUUCUUCUCAAGAACCACUGGGCCAAUUUUGACCAAACUUGGUACAUAGCAUCCUUGGGUGAAGGGGAAUUUAAAUUGUUAAAAUGAAGGGCCAAGUCCCCUCACAAGGGGAGAUAAUCAAGAGAAGACAAAAAUAGGGUGGGGUCAUUAAAAAAUCUUCUUCUCAAGAACCACAGGGCCAGUAAAGCUGAAACUUAUAUGGAAGCAUCCUGGGGUAGUGUAGAUUCUAAAUUGUUCAAAUCAUGACCCCCGGGGGUAGGGCGAGGCCACAAUGUGGAAUCAAUGUUUUACAUAGAAAUAUAUAGGAAAAAUCUUUAAAAAUCUUCUUCUCAAGAACAACUGGGCCAGUAAAGCUGAAACUUAUGUGGAAGCAUCCUGGGAUAGUGUAGAUUUUAAAUUGUUCAAAUCAUGACCCCCGGGGGUAGGGCGGGGCCACAAGAGGGAGUCCAAGUUGUACAUUGAAAUUAAUAAGAAAAAUCUUGAAAAAUUCUUCUUCUCAAGAACCACUAGGCCAGAAAAGCUGAAACUUAUGUGGAAGCAUCAUGGUGUAGUGUAGAUUUUUAAUUGUUAAAAUCAUGACCCCCGGGGGAAGGGCGGGGCAGCAAUAGGGAAUCCAAGUUUUACAUUGAAAUAAAUAGGAAAAAUUUUUAAAAAUCUUCUUCUCAAGAUCUACUUGGCCAGAAAAGCUGAAACUUAUGUGGAAGCAUCCUGGGGUAGUGGAGAUUCUAAAUUGUUAAAAUCAUGACCCCCGGGGGUAGGGCAGGGCCACAAUAGGGAAUCCAAAUUUUACAUUGAAAUAUAUAAGAAAAAUCUUUAACAAUCUUCUUCUCAAGAACCAUUAGGCAAGAAAAGCUGAAACUUUGUGGAAGUAUCCUGGGGUAGUGUAGAUUCUAAAUUAUUCAAAUCAUGACCCCCGGGGAUAGAGCAGGGCCACAAAAGGGAAUCCAAGUUUUACAUUGAAAUAAAUAGGAAAAAUCUUUUAAAAUCUUCUUCUCAAGAACAACUGGGCCAGUAAAGCUGAAACUUAUGUGGAAGCAUCCUGGGAUAGUGAAGAUGCUAAAUUAUAAAAAUCAUGACCCCUGGGGGUAGGGCGGGGCCACAAUAGGGAAUCCAAGUUUUACAUUGAAAUAUGUAAGAAAAAUCUUGAAAAAUCUUCUUCUCAAACACAACUGGGCCAGAAAAACUGAAACUUAUGUGGAAGCAUCCUGGGGUAGUGUAGAUACUAAAUUGUAAAAAUCAUGACCCCUGGGGGUAGGGCGGGGCCACAAUAGGGAAUCCAAUUUAUACAUUGAAAUAUGUAAGAAAAAUCUUCUUCUCAAGAACAACUGGGCCAGAAAAACUGAAACUUAAGUGGAAGCAUCCUGGGAUAGUGUAGAUUUUUAAUUGUUAAAAUCAUGACCCCCAGGGGUAGGGCAGGGCCACAAUAAGUAUUAGAAGGGGGGAAAUCUGGUAAAGAACAGCAUGGCCAAAGUUACUCAGGUGAGCGAUGUGGCCCAUUGGCCUCUUGUUUUUUAAUCAUAUCACUGUUAAAAUCAUCUUUAUUCAGGAUGUAUACUAUAUGAAUUCAUUAUUUAUAUUUAUUAUUAAAAAAAACUGCAUGAUUAUAAGUGAUAUUUCCACUUAUAAAUCAUUUAACUGCUGUGGUUCACCUUUAUAUUAAAUGAACAUCUUUCUUCCUCUCCACUAAUAUUGUGCAGAUUUUAUCAAUUUUUCAAAAUGUAAUUGUUUAUCUUAGCUUAUAUUAUUCCCAAGUAUUUGUAGCAUUGUUAAAAAGUGUUUUUGUCUUUCAUUUUACAUACACCUUUUCCACCGUCUAACAUGUUAUGUAUUUAGUAUCAUUUUGUUAUUUUGUGGUACCAUAAGCAUUUACAAUGACUUCAGAUGCAAUGAACAGUUAAAAAACAAUAUAUGUGUACAAUGCAUUUCAGAAUUCUGAUACAUUUGUAAGGGUUUUUUAUGCAGUCAAAAUUUUAAAAACUAAACCUUUCUUUAAAAAUAAAGAUGAACAGGUAUUCAA
This is a messenger RNA of Saccostrea echinata, 4847 nucleotides long. Its product is annotated as F-box only protein 28-like. Gene Ontology annotation, biological process: protein polyubiquitination. The transcript is spliced from 4 exons. Lineage: Eukaryota; Metazoa; Mollusca; Bivalvia; Ostreida; Ostreidae. The record is from RefSeq and is a predicted model, not a curated record. Gene Ontology annotation, molecular function: protein binding. The coding region runs from base 8 to 1156 and encodes 382 amino acids.